Phlebotomus papatasi is the source of this 3051-nucleotide messenger RNA. Its product is annotated as trichohyalin-like. Bases 751 to 2913 code for a protein of 720 amino acids. The transcript has 8 exons. Lineage: Eukaryota; Metazoa; Arthropoda; Insecta; Diptera; Psychodidae. The record is from RefSeq and is a predicted model, not a curated record.
UAAAAUUACUUUUUGUGAAUAAAAAGCAACAAAAAUAGUAAUGUCAGGUAGAAGCAGUCCCAAUAUUUCUUUUUUUCAGCGAAUUUUGUGUGAAAAUCAUGUGAGAAAAGAGUCAUUAAUUAUCUCACUGAUAUUGCCCUCUCGAUGAGAGAUGCAGAAGAGGCACCUCAAAGGACUUAAGGAAUGCUGCAGAGGUUCUAUUUAUAAUCGCUUUAAAGAUUGAAUGAGAAGAAAUAUAAAAUUUUGUCGUAGAACAAAGCGAUCGCGAGACUCGAGUGAGAAUCACUGAUCUCUCUAGAGAAUGACUUUCGAAAAUUGCAAAUGUGCACUAUUUGGUCACAGGGUGAAGCAAGUAAGUGUUACUAACAUCUCUCAAAAUUCUCUGCAGUUCAUACAAAUUUAACAAUUUUAGUAAUAACAUUUUCUAAAUUUAUUUUCAGGCCUAAGAUCAUUCUUAAAUCAUUCAGAAAACAAAAUAUGUUUAGAAAUUUUUGAUUUUUUUAGUUUCCAGAACACCCUCUUCUAAUAAAUAAGGGUUCAUUUUGGUGGGACAGAAAUACAACAUGACCAGAAUGCUGUACGCAAUCGAACGACUAGUACGCUAAAAGUGAUUUUCCGUGCAAAAAAGUAGCAGUAUUUUGUACAUUGAUUUUAUCCCAGUGAUUUAUUCUGAAAGUUCUGUGCUGUGAAAGAAUAUUUAAAUCAUGAUUGUGACUUGGUGAAGUUAAUUGGUUUAAUUGCAGUGAAAUUAUGGCAAGUGUGGAUAAUCUGAAUUAUUUCUCUGAGAGAGAAACUGAGGAAAAUACAACGGAUACGGAAGAGGACAGUGGAAUAGCUGAUGAGUCCGAUUCUGUAAUUCACCUUAAAUGGCCAAAGAGGGAUCCUAAGCAAAUUCACGGUCAAACACCCAUCGGAUUGUACGACUAUUGGAGAGGUCUUGUCACGCAGGAGGCACAUUUUAGCACCCAAUUGGAUGCGGCCGAGAAAGAAGUCACCUAUGCACAGUCCAAAAUAACUGAACUUCAGUUGAGAAUAGAUGAAUUGGAGAGAGAUAUCGCAAAUAAAACCUGGGCUAUUGAGAGACUUCAGGCGGAAUUGGUAUCGGCCCAGAAAGAAGAUGAAUGCGUCCGGAGAAAGUUGAGACUGCAGGAGGCGGAAAUGGGUGUGAUGAAAGAUAAUGCUGCAGAUAGGGAGGAUGAACUGAUGCGAAAAUACAGUGAUCUCGAGGUGACUCGCAAUGAACUGGAAAUUAAAUUGAAGGAUAUUCAGCAUUUUACCAGCAAUCUCCAAGUUCAACUUGCAGAAGCUCAGAGCAAUGCAGACAAUGCCCGGAAGGAGAGGGAUAGGCUGAAGGAUGAACGUGUGGAGGAGCAGAAGCUCGUACAGGACACAUUGGAUGCAGCACUGACACAGAAGGAUCAGUUAGAGGCAAAAUUUGAGCAUUUACGGAAUGUCAAUCAAGAACGGGAAGAGCGUCUGAUGGAAGAUUGCGAAUGGAAGGUGAGAGCCAUGCAGAAAAAAUGCAAGGAACGCCUAGAAGCCAUUACCAAGGAGCACCAGCAAGCUAUGGAGACCAAUACAAAGCUUAAGGCAACAGCUGAACAGUACUUGAAGGAACUCAAUCGGCUAAAGACCAUAGAAUCAGAAUGCAAUGCCCUGAGGGGUUUAACUUCUGACCAAAGGGACAGCUUAAUGUCUGUCUCAGUGCAACUGAGUGAGGUCAAGGCUGAACUAGAGACGGCAAAGCUGCGUGCUGAACAGGAGAUUCGCACUGCUCAAAAGAUCAAGACUCAGUGCCAAAAUGAUCUGCUGGAUGAACGAAGGAAUGCGCACAUGAAGCUUGAAGAGACACGCAUGCAGAUCUCAAUGCAAUGGGAAAAUAAACUCCUGCAGGAGAUGAUGCGUCUCAAGUACGAACUGGAGUCAAUCUACACAGAAGAACGCAAGGAGGCGCUUGAAAAGCUCAAAAAGGACUUUGAGAAAGAACUAGCGGAUCUCGUUCAGAAGCACAAUAACGUAGAACAGGCUCUGCGGAAAGAGAUCGCUGAUCUCGAAGAAACCCUGAGAGAACGUAUCCACGAAUUGAGGGAAGUCUCGGCGAAAUGUGACAAACAGGCCAUAGAUGCAAGGAUGUAUGUUGAUCGUUCCGAUCGAAAUAAUCAACUUAUUUUAGAUCGUGAAAUUCAGUAUCGCGAGGAAAUUGUAGCAAAACUCGAGGAUGAACGUGAAGAGGAGCGAAAGGAGAUGGAGAGGCAAUUCUCCGAACGGCUUCAAUCUGUUUCGGAUGAAUUUGCACAAGAACUGUACAAUAACACAGAAGAAUUGGAGCUGAAGCACAAGAAGGCUUUAGAGGUGCAACGUGAAAAAUUGAUGGCAGAAAAGGAAGAAGCUUUGCAGAAUCUCGAAGCGAAGCAUAAGCAGAAAAUAUCAUGUUUAGAGACUAAAAUGAAAGAACUCGAAAUUACGCAUCAACGCGAUUUGAGCGACAUGGAGCGCAACUACAGCAUAGAACGAUCAACUCAUGAGCAGCGAGAUCAUCAGCAUGCCCAAGAAAUCGAUACAUUGCACCGAAAGUGUCGUUGUCUGACCAAAUUAUUUGAGGAGAUGCGAAUGCGCUACGAACGUCGUGAUCCUCGUCAAGAGGAUGUGCGACAAAUUGCCGAACUCAAGGAAAAGGUGGAGCAGCAAGAAAGGGAUCUCCAUCGACUCACUGAGGCUCUGCGUGAAAUGCAGAUCACGCAAUUUGGCCAAGCAGCUCCAUCGACUCCACCACGGAAGCCGGGCCGGAAUGCUGCCAGGAAGAAUCGCAAUAGCGAUCUCAAGAACAAAAUGACCAAUUGUGAUGUCAUCUAUGAAGAGGAGCAAGAGACCGAGCAGUCCGUGGAUGCGGCAAAUGGUGUUGAUCAUGACUGAGGCGCGUAAUCUAUUUUCAUAUUCAACCUAACAUGUAAACUGCCUCUUGGACUUGAGCUUCUCCUAAUCGCGUUUUUUGUCUGUCUUUCUUCUUUUUGUAUAUUGUAAAUAAAUAAGAAUAUUAUAUACGAGGAGAAA